AUGAAGUCCGAGUUGUGUAAACCCGCCACCAUGCUCUGGAUUCUUCCAAGCUCAACUACUGGAAAGCCAAAGCCCUCUGGGCCAAGAAGACAAGAGGGCAGCCCAAAGACUACAAGAAGGGGAAGCGUGCGCAACACGAAGUGUCUCAUAAUUGGGGCUGGACCCUGUGGCCUUCGUACAGCCAUCGACCUGUCCUUGUUAGGAGCCAAGGUGGUGGUCAUAGAAAAGCGAGAUGCCUUCUCUCGCAACAAUGUGCUGCACCUGUGGCCAUUCACCAUCCACGACUUGCGGGGCCUUGGUGCCAAAAAGUUCUAUGGCAAGUUCUGCGCAGGAGCCAUCGACCACAUCAGUAUCCGUCAGCUCCAGCUCAUCCUCUUGAAGGUUGCCUUGAUCUUGGGAAUAGAGAUCCAUGUCAACGUGGAAUUCCAGGGGCUUAUCUAUCCCCCUGAGGACCAGGAGAAUGAGAGGAUAGGCUGGCGUGCACAGGUCCACCCAAAAACACACCCGGUGUCAGAGUACGAAUUUGAAGUGGUCAUUGGAGGAGAUGGCAGGAGAAACACUUUAGAAGGAUUUCGUCGGAAGGAGUUCCGUGGUAAGUUGGCAAUUGCUAUCACAGCAAACUUCAUCAAUCGCAACACCACAGCCGAAGCCAAAGUGGAGGAGAUCAGUGGCGUGGCCUUCAUAUUUAACCAGAAGUUCUUCCAGGAUCUGCGAGAAGCCACAGGUAUUGACUUGGAGAAUAUUGUCUACUACAAAGAUGACACUCACUACUUCGUCAUGACGGCCAAAAAGCAGAGUUUGCUGGACAAAGGGGUGAUACUGCAUGACUACGCAGACACAGAGCUGUUACUCUCACGGGAGAAUGUGGACCAGGAGGCUUUGCUCAGCUAUGCCAGGGAAGCAGCUGACUUUUCUACCAAUCAGCAGCUGCCGUCACUGGACUUUGCCAUCAAUCACUAUGGGCAACCCGAUGUGGCCAUGUUUGACUUCACAUGUAUGUACGCAUCGGAGAAUGCAGCGAUGGUGCGAGAGCAGAAUGGUCACCAGUUGCUCGUGGCGCUGGUUGGGGACAGUCUGUUAGAGCCAUUCUGGCCAAUGGGCACUGGAAUAGCCAGGGGCUUUCUGGCUGCCAUGGAUUCUGCUUGGAUGGUACGAAGCUGGUCUCAGGGAACUAGCCCUUUGGAGGUCCUCGCAGAGAGGGAAAGCAUUUACAGGCUGCUGCCUCAGACCACUCCUGAGAAUGUGAGUAAAAACUUCAGCCAAUACAGCAUCGAUCCUAUCACCCGGUAUCCCAAUAUCAACGUCAACUUCCUGCGGCCAAACCAGGUGCGCCACUUGUAUGAUACAGGAGACCUGAAAGACAUUCACUUGGAAAUAGAGAACUUGGUGAACUCCAGGACACCAAAGCUGACACGGAAUGAGUCUGUAGCUCGUUCCAGCAAACUGCUUGGUUGGUGCCAAAGGCAGACUGAUGGGUAUGCUGGUGUGAAUGUAACAGAUCUCACAAUGUCAUGGAAAAGUGGCCUAGCCUUGUGUGCUAUUAUCCACAGAUACCGUCCUGACUUGAUAGACUUUGAUUCUCUAGAUGAACGCAACAUGGAGAAGAAUAACCAGCUGGCAUUUGACAUUGCUGAAAAGGAGUUUGGAAUCUCUCCUAUCAUGACUGGAAAGGAAAUGGCAUCUGUUGGAGAGCCAGACAAGUUGUCAAUGGUGAUGUACCUCACACAGUUCUAUGAGAUGUUCAAGGAUUCCAUCCCUUCCAGUGAGACACUGGAUCUGAACGCAGAAGAGAAAGCUGCGCUGAUUGCCAGUACCAAAUCUCCAAUCUCUUUUCUUAGCAAACUGGGGCAGAGCAUCUCCAGGAAACGAACUCCAAAGGAUAAAAAGGAGAAGGAACUGGAUGGUGCAGGAAAGAGGAGAAAGACCAGUCAGUCAGAGGACGAGGAAGCCCCCCGAAGCUAUAGGGAGGAGAGGCCCACACUUGUGAGCGCUCUGACAGAAAGGAGAAUUGAUGCUGCCAUCGGGAACCAGAACAAGGUGAAGUCCAUGGCAACCCAGCUGCUGGCCAAAUUCGAGGAGAAUGCACCAGUGCAGUCCACAGGCUUACGGAGACAGCCUGUCCUGCCUUAUCAGGAACGUGUUCACAACCAGCUAUCCUGCAGACAGCGAGAGCAGGGCCGCCUUGCUCCCAUGCCUCAGUGGAAACAGCUGAGGACUAAGGAGCGUUCACGGACCUGCCCUAAAAAAGUGAUCAUGCUCUCUCCUUCCUCUUCUCCACCUUCCUCUCCAUGGUAUCCCAGCCAGCAGACAAACAGGGAGCCUGGUGCUGACCCCCCUGGGGAGCAGAGUCCCAGACAGGAAAGGAUAUCUCCUCAGGUUUUUUUUGGUGACCAAGUGCCUGAGCAAACACUGAAUGUUGAGCAGAGGGCAUGUCAACUGGCUGCCCUCCUGGAGCCGAGGCCGACAAUCAGGCAUCAGCCAGAGACUGAACCGUCUCGUCGAUUCUUUGUUGACCAGUGGGAGCGCUCCCUUAGCCUCCGCACUACCAACCGCCCUUCUUCACCCUCAUCUGACUCUCUCCGACAGAAGUAUAUAAAGAUGUACACAGGCGGAGUGAGCUCAUUGGCUGAGCAGAUAGCCAAUCAGCUUCAAAGGAAAGAACAGCCCAAAACCCUUCUAGACAAGAAGGAACUGGGCUCACUCAAAAAGGAGUUCCCCCAGAAUUUGGGAGGCAGUGAUGUCUGUUACUUCUGCCGCAAGCGGGUCUAUGUGAUGGAAAGGCUGAGUGCUGAAGGCAAGUUCUUCCACCGUAGCUGCUUCAAGUGCGAAUACUGCGCCACCACCCUGCGCUUAUCGUGUUACGCCUACGACAUUGAAGAUGGUAAAUUCUACUGUAAACCUCACUACUGUUACCGACUCUCUGGUUAUGCUCAAAGGAAGAGACCAGCAGUGUGUCCUCUGUCAGGAAAGGACAACAAAGGAUCCUUGCAGGAAGCCAUGGCAGCUGAAGCAAGUGGACGGACAAAUUCCAUAGCCAUUUCGGCAGAGAGGACUCCAGGUCCUAAUGUCAAUGGAUUGGAGGAGCCCAGCCUGGCCAAGAGGCUGCGUGGCACGCCUGAGCGCAUUGAGCUGGAAAAUUACCGGCUGUCACUGCAGCAGGAAGAGGAACUGGAAGAGGUUCCUGAGGAGACCCUGGCAGAGCAUAAUCUGAGCAGUGUACUAGACAAAGGAACAGAAGCGGACGUGCCCAGCAGUAGUUCAGAAUCUGAGAUGGAGGAAGAGGAGGAGGAGGAGGAAGAGGAAGAAGAACCGGAGCAGCCACAGCUGCCUACCUCAGACCUGGGAGGUGUGCCGUGGAAAGAGGCUGUGCGAAUCCACGCUCUUCUGAAGGGAAAGAGCGAGGAAGAGCUUGAAAGUCAGAAAAACCACGAGGCUGAAGACCAGGAAGAGGAGGAGGAAGAAGAGGAGGACGAAGAGUCUAGUGAAGAGGGAGAGUAUUACCCUUGGGCGAGAGAGCUCCAGCAAGGCCUCUGGCUUCAACGUCUCUCAAAUGAAGAGGACACGGGUACUUUUAAAGCUGGAAACCUGAGGCUACAGCAGAUUGUAAAUCCGAUUGAUCCCCUGGAGAUCCUGGCAGAUGUGCACUGGACACACAUCCGCGAGAAAGAGGAGGAGGAAAAAAUGGUCCCAAUUUCAAAGUCCUCCACCUCCAGAGCAUCCGACCUUCCCUCCGUACACCGUGAGGCAGUGCAGGCAUGGCUGGAGACGGUCUCUGGAGCCCCAUUUGAGGAGAAUGAAGUGGAGGAUGAGGUGGGCACAGAACCAGCAGAUACAGAAGGGGAAGCAGGCGAAGAUGGAGACACAGGUGCAGAGCUGGAUGAUGAUCAAAGGUGGUCAGAUGCCACCCCAUCUGAUGAAGAAGAUGAGUGUCACUUACCUCAAGGGGACGUGGAAGAGCCAGAAUUGAAAGUCUCUGAGGAUGAGGGUGAGCGAGAGGCCACUGCUCCCUGCAGUCUGAUAGAAGAUCCAUGCAAACCCUCCACCCCCAUCUGGUCACCCAACGAGACCACUGUUCCUCUGUCCCCAGUUGGUAGUCCCAGUGCAGAACAAAUAGAGAAGGCAAAGGAUCCCCUCACGGCACUGCCCUGCAUGGACAAAUCUCCAGAAACACGCUUUUUUCCUGAACCAUUCCUCCUUGAAGAAAGUCCAAAAGAUGAAAUCCGUGAAGAUCAGAAAGUUAAAAGCCCUUCUGUCUCUCUCUCUCCAAUACGGUCCCAACCAGUUGCAUUGCCAGAAGCCAUCACACCUACAUCACCAGUGCAGUCUCAGACUUCAUCCUCCCCCUCUGCCCAGUUGCCUAUCUGUUCCCAGCCUUUGCCAUCUGCUGAAGCAUCCAUUCCAUCUCCAGUGGGACCUCCAGUGUGCUUUCAGCCCGUACCAGCCUUAACAUCCACCCCUCUGGCCCAACUUGCCCUAAAGAGCCAAGAUAAUGAGGUGGAAAAAUUGAGGAGCCCUACUACUGCAGAAGAAGCCCUGAAACGGAAUAACCUCGUAGAAGAGUUCUGGAUGAAGAGUGCUGAAAUCCGGAGGAGUCUGGGGCUUACUCCAGUGAAGAGAAGCAAAGGGUCAGAGCCUAGCUUCACUGUCUCAGCCCUUGAGUCAGCUCCACUGAGUGUUUCAGAGGAGAAGGGGAUCCAUCUUCUAAAACCCCAGCCUGCCCCAAGAAGGCUGAUCAUGUCCAAACUAGACAGUGAGCAGAUGUCUCUGCUGACUCCAAAAUCUCCCUCAGACAAAGAGCUGAAGAGUUCCAAUGAAGUAAAGAGAGACUUAUCCAGCAGCUCUGGAUUGGGUCUGCAUGGGAGCUCAUCCAACAUGAGGACAUUGGCCAGCCAGAGCUUCAAUACUUCCGACUCCACUAUGCUCACUCCACCAUCAAGCCCUCCCCCACCACCUCCUCAAAAUGAAGCACCAGCAACUUUGCGUAGAAAGAGACAUCAGACAAUUUGGCUGAAUGAGACAGAGUCUAAGCCAGCACCAACACCAACACCUCCUGCACCCUCACCUGAUGAGCACAACCCUCCUGCCAAAGAGUCUACCCAGGUCUCAAAAGAAGAAGUGCGGAAGUCAUUUGUGGAGAGUGUGGAUGAGAUUCCAUUUGCUGAUGAUGUGGAAGACACUUACGAUGAGAGAACUGAGAAUACAAGUCUUCAUGAGAAGUUCUUUACACCUCCUACCAGUAGGCAAAGGCCAGAGAAGCCUCUUCACCUGCCAUUGGUCAAAGAGAAUGGUGGACCACCAUCAAUGGAAGGAGGAGCGAACCAAAGAAAGAGAGUGCUGCCUCAAAUCUCUCCAGAAGCCAAGGAGCUAGCUGAGGAAAGAAUGAGAGCCAGAGAGAAGUCUGUAAAGAGUCAGGCAUUGCGGGAUGCCAUGGCUAAGCAGUUGUGUAAGAUGAAAGAUCUGGAGGCAGCUGCAGCUGCUGGGGCCACCAAGGCACGAAAAGCCUCCUCCAUGCCCUUGAAGUCCAAAGAGAGGGUUUUUGAGUCCUCAGCACAUUUGGCCAUGAAAGUACCGGAGGGCCCCACACUGAAACAUGAUGCUGCUAAUGAAAAGUUCCUCUCCCCCCCUGCUGACAUUGCGGGGCCCGAAGGGUCCGUCACCUCCUCAGAUUGCUCCAGUGGGAAAAGUAAGAAAAGGACUUCUCUCUUCUCCCCUCGUAAGAACAAAAAGGAGAAGAAAUCCAAGAAUGACAGCCGGCUUUCUGACAAAUCCAGUGGCCUGGCCGAGGAAGCCACCAAGCCCAGAUCAUUGUGGAAGUCUGUUUUCUCUGGAUAUAAGAAAGACAAGAAGAAAAAGACUGAUAACAAAUCCUGCCCUAGCACUCCCUCAAGCGGUGCCACAGUUGACUCUGGGAAGCACAAGGUCUCUCCAAUGGUUAGAGCAGCAGAUUUGCAGCUCCGUCGACACUUGAGUUUCUCAGAGGACUCUGACCUCUCCAGUGAUGACGUUCUCGAACGAUCUUCUCAGAAAUCCAAGCGAGAGAGAGCCUACACUGAGGAGGAGCUGAACGCCAAACUGACCAGGCGAGUGCAAAAAGCUGCCCGGCGACAAGCCAAGCAGGAGGAACUAAAGAGGUUACACAGAGCGCAGAUCAUCCAACGGCAGCUGGAGCAGGUAGAAGAGAAGCAGAGGCAGCUGGAGGAAAGGGGGGUUGCAGUGGAGAAGGCCCUUAGAGGAGAAGCAGACUAUUGGGGAGAGUCUUAUUACAGUGACCUCAUCGACUUGCACCUGGGUGGCAUGGGGAAGAAGGAUGAUCCAAAGCUGAUGCAGGAGUGGUUCAAGCUGGUGCAGGAGAAGAAUGCUUUGGUGCGCUACGAGUCUGAGCUGAUGAUAUUUGCUCGAGAAUUAGAGCUGGAAGACAGGCAGAGCCGGUUACAGCAGGAACUCCGGGAGAGGAUGGCAGUGGAAGAUCACCUGAAAACAGAUGAGGAGCUGUCAGAAGAGAAGAGGAUCCUGAACGAGAUGCUAGAAGUCGUGGAGCAGAGAGACUCUCUGGUGGCCCUCCUUGAGGAGCAGCGGCUUCGAGAAAAAGAGGAGGACAAGGACCUGGAAGCUGUUAUGCUGUCCAAGGGCUCUAGCUUGAACUGGUCCUGAGCUAACAUACUCACCUCUUCUGGUCUGUGCUAUCCAGUUGGCCUAUGCUGAGUUUGCCAGAACUACCUAGAUCGAGAGAUCUUGAGGGAGAAACCUUGUUAGGGGUUCUGCAGCAUGCAGGAAUUCAGUUUGAAGCACCCAGAAGCCUUUUGAUAAGUGGGUUUGGUUCUAGAGGCUUGGAUCCUGCACAGCGUCUGCGAACCAAGCUGAAGACGAUGGCCUGAGAUUGCGCAGUCUCCUUGGGGUCCUGUACAAGGAGCCAUUAGGAUUUGUGAUAUGAGGGAAAAGGGUAAACUUUUUGUGGAGGGAUUUAUUACCUUUUCAUGGGGAAAAACCCUUAACCAAACUGGAUUUGCUGCAGUCUGAUUUCUCUCCCUUUUUCACUAUUAGCAUUUUUUAAUAAGAAGGAGAGAAAUGGCUCUCCGCUCCUGAAAACCACAGCAGCCUGUAGCAGUCCUUGAGGGAGUUAACCAGCUAAAGGAGAGCUCCCGAAACCCAGAGCAGCACCUUCUUUGUUCUAUUAUUCCUCCCCACCAAAGAAACAAACCUGAGGAGAGCAUUAUGUAUGGAUGUGAAGGAACACUGAAAAGAGAGAACAUUGGUGGUGUGUGUGUUUGAAACCUCUUCUGUCCAUCCUGGCUUUUGCAGAGACAAGGGCCUCAGAGGAGACACGCUCACUCUCUCUAUCAUACUCUCCAGAGUUAUGCUUGUGAGAAGAAGAGUAGAAAAAGAGUGGAGAAUUCUCACCCACUUGGCUACACACUGGACAGAGAGCUACUGCUGGUCUUGUGUCUUCAUGGCCACUGUUCAAAGGCCAAUAAGUUUCUCUGGUUUGUUUUUUGUUGCGACCAUUUUGACACUGGAAAAUACUGACUUUGUGGGACAAUGGUAAGUGUUUUGAGGGGGGAGGGGAUCGUCAAACAGCAUUCCCUGGCUUUUAAACCCAGAGAGGGAGCCACCUCUGGAUGAAACGUUGUUGAGACUCUUCCGUGUUUGUUUUUCCCCUCUCUUUUUCAUUUUUGCAUGUCAGAAAUGAAGCAAGACCUGCCUGGGUCCUCAGUCACCUUGACCCUUUUACGUCAAUUAACUUAUUUUUUUAAUACUUGAAAGAAGAUUCAUUUUUGUACCUUUUAAGAAACAAAUGGACAAGUGAGUGAUGGGUGUGUGCCUGCUGCAUCCCACAACCUCUGCUUCUAUAUUACAGGACUCUUGUAACCUGUGGCUAUUUAUUAGUAUUGUUAUUAAUAAUGUUAAUGUUACACUUCUUGGGUCGGGGAGGAGUGUGUGUUUUAACUCUAGGGGAGCAAGACACUACCACAAAUUGGUCCCUGCUUUGCAUAUAGGGCAGACUUCAUGGACUCAUGUAUGCAUCCUGCCCUAGGCCAAGUCCUUUUUAUGGUGAACUCCUGCACAUCCAUGGAGUUGUGAGAAUCCAGUAGUGUUCAUAGCAGAUUUUACCUCUGUAUCCCAGAUUCCUUCUUUCUGAACUAACCAACCUGUAAUUUAUUUGAAUACCAUUAAUAGUUUGUAACAAGAAAACCAAAAUUGUGACCUAAAAAUUAUCCCCCCACCAAUGUCUCCCUUCCACUCAGAGGGUGAACCCUGCCAUUGUAAGAACUGCCUAGAGUGACUCCUUAGCAAAUUAGGCACAUUUCUUUCUGCAUCUGCCAAAGCAGGCUCCUUUCUGCUCCACUCCCAGAGCUGCUGCCUUUGAUUCGAGAGGGUGCCUGUUGUUCUCCUACUUGCAGUAGUGGGCAGGACAUACACUGAGCAAUCCAGUUACCAUGCUGGGAAGGACUCUGCCAUCUGUCACCAUUUGGCAGGCUCCAAAAGUACACUAUAUCCUUAACCCAUCCCACUGGGCAUAGGGCAUGAUGCCAGGCAUCCCGCUUAACUUUGAAUUUCCUAGCCGAGUUUGGUUUGUGUCACAUUCUUAGCAUGAUCCAUUGUUAGUGUGUUUUUCUCUGGGGUUUAACAGCAAAGGAAGAUAGCUAAGCUUGCUUCCCCCGGUAUCUGAGAGCGAGUGUCCCAUUCCCAAACAAAUCCAUACAGCACCAUUGAGAUUGCUGACGCCAUAGCCUGGAGGACAGCCUGGUGGUGGAGCAGACACACAAUCAGUGGAGUUCUUCUCAUUUAAUCUUCUGCCGUAUCCAAAAUGGAUUCUCCCUUCUGCUUUGGGGAGACUUCUUGAGUUACUCGCUUCCAGUGUUUGUAAACGACAUGAAUCCUUCCUUUUUGGCCAUCUGCUCCCCCCCAGCAGAGUCCUCCGGUUUCCUGUGGGAGCUUGGAGGAGCCCCAUGUCUGUUUUCUCGACUUUGCACCACUGUUAGGGACCCAUGCCAUGCCCACUGUACUUCAAGCAGAGGAAGAAUGAAUGGGACACUCUUCAGAGACCAUCUGCAAAGCAGUUUAGUUGGCUGCGGAAACAUACUUUCUCCCACCCAACCCCAGCCCAGCUAGCAGGGGCUGAGCAAGCAGUCUCCUGUGCUUCCUGCUCUUUCCAUCUGGGAGUAUGUGACCACAAAUUAAAUCCAAGGUUUAGCACAGCAAUGCAGAGAGUCAGCCACUGUGUUACUUAACAGUGCACAUGCUAGAUAUCCAGAGCAAAACUCCUGUGAAGUGCUGGCAUUCCAGUGGAAUGUCUGCACGUAGACCUUCACCCGUCUGUGUAGUGAAGGUGCAAGCUGUAGCUGCAGACCCAGCAGGGGGAGUUACACACACUGUUUUUGUAGGUUGCAGCACAAAAAUAGUGACUUCUAUACACACACACACACACACACAAUUAGGGUGGCUCUUGCUGCCUGUUUUCCUAAAACCAGCCUCGACCCAUUUUAAUAGCACACAGUGUUUGAGGAACACAGCUGAUUUAGGACUGGAGAUCAUUAAAUAUGCACUGCAAAUAAAAAACCAAAAAGCUACCCUGCCCUCAUUUAUGCUGUACAAAAAGAGCCUCUUGACAUAAUAUUUUUUAAAUUGCUAGUGGCUUGUUAUAGAAGAAAUAUGAGGUUCUCACUUUUCUCUUUGUGCUGGUGGACUUGAAUAGUGAUGUCACACAAGGUUCUAAUGGGACAACAGCCCUCCCUGCCCCCAGCAAAAGGGUGGUGUGGAGAUGCGUGUUCUUAAACUCUGCAACCCUUCAGGUCUCACUGGCCUCAGAGGAGAAAGUAAGGACCUAAUGCAUAUGUAAAAAGAAAAACAAUUUACAAUCAAAAUUGAGGCCUGUUUUACAUCAUAAAACUCUAAAGGGCACAUUUUGUAUUUGCAGUUCAGUUAAUUUUUUAAAAAAUCCAACACAUAAGCACUAGUUUUUAACUAAAAAAAUAUAUUUUUUAGAAUGAAAUAUAGAGACUCUUGUCACAUGAAACCAUCUGGGUGCGUAUUUUCAAACUGCCUUCUUCGCAGCCGCUUCUGAGCAAGGUGUUCUACAGAGCUGUCCCUUGGGUAGGGAAAAUUGGGGUGACCACUUUGCAGGGCCCCGCGCGCCAGCGCGAUUGACCAGUGCGGUCAGUCGUGAAGGAGAUAAAUGUCACUUCCGCCCUGGGCCCUGCUCUCCCCUAGGGACGGCCCUGGUGUUCUAACUCUUUGAGCUAGUAGAGAUGGAUAACAGCAAAACUGUGGCAAUGUUCACUCAGUGAUACGUGCUGCCUUGAAUGUGAGGGAGGCCAAAGGCCUUCAGCCUCGGAGAAAUAUGCAUCUAUUAGUACAAGUGUGUGUUGCUAUAGAUGGUACUAACCAGACCAUGGGCUGGCUCAGCAAUGGGGUGAAAGCUGAGUUUGGAACUUCAGCGCCAUGUCUAUUCCUAAACUGGCUAAGACUGGGGACAUGCAGGAGGCACGGUACUCUGUCCCUGAGGAGGAAGGAGUCCUAGGCUUCAGACUGCUCGGAUGUGGAUGGAGGACAAUCCAGCCCUGGGCUAGAGGGACAGGUUCAACCUAAUGUGAAGCCCUAACCCUUGCUGAGGAGAGGAAAGAAUGAAAGAGGAAACGGGGAUGAGGGAGAGUCCCCAGCCAAAAGAAUUGUUGUUCUUUUUUUAUUUGGGGCAAUAAUAAUUUUAAAACUGAUUUCCAAACAAAAAUCUCAUCUCAUGUGAACGAGAAUAUCUUUUAAUAUGGAUUCCUUUUUAAGUAAUUCACCAAUGACUGUAAAAGCCACCAGGGUUGUGUCCCAAGCUUCAACCCAAACUGCUGCCCCUGUGAUAGAUGGCCUUAAGCUGCUCUUUGAAAAGAAACUUGCAUUUUAGAUGAAAAAUGUAUUUUAGGAAUUGGAAGAGGGGUAGGGGUCGAUCUGAGAUUUGAAAAACAAACUGCAUUGACUAAUUAUAAUCCCUUAGGGUGUCUCUCUGCCGCAGGGGGGAGAGAGCCUCCCAGCCCCGGUAGACAGACACAGACUAGCUCUGCAUGAGCUAGCAUGCUAAAAAUAGCACUGUAGACAUUGCAGCACAGGCUAGCCACCCAAGUACAAACCUGUCUGAGCCCGGUGGCUAGUCCUUGCUGCCACCCUUGCCGUAAUGUCCACGCUGCUCUUUUGUGUGUCUCUGCCUGAGCUGGGAGGCACCUUCCGAGCUGCACUGUGGAUAUAACCUUAGUGCCUGAUCCUGCAAACAACAUACUACUGGGCAUAGCUCUGACCACUAUGAGGAGUCCCUUCAGGGGGACAACACAUUGUAGUAAGUACUAUUCUUGAUAAGUCUUUGCAGCAUUGGGCACUUAGCUAAAUAGAUGUUACAAAAUGUUUCAAGCCAGCUUCUAGAAUCCCUGUCACUUGUUCAGUUUCUCCAACACAUGGGGAUUAUCUUUCUCAGUAGCACCUGCCCCUUUGAUGCUGCGUCUCUGCUGGGAUCUCAUGAUGACUCAGAAUUGGGAAGUUCUAGAAUACGAUAACAAAAAUACAUAUCUGUAUAAGACUUGCCUUACAACUUUUGAAGCUUUCCUGUAUUUUCCGAUGGCAGUGCUGAUCUCUUCAACUCUACGUUAAUUCAUCCUGACUUCUUGUUUGGUAAUUAAUUGUUUUUCAAUUCUGUUCAAGAUAUUUAACAUUUAUUUUUUACUCAUUUACUCUUCUUCCCACCGAACAUAGGAUCUUUCUUCUUCUUGUACCAUAGUCUCCGAGAACAGCUCCCACCUGAAGCAAGGUGAUUUCAGGAAUGUGACGUCAGGAAUGUGAUCACUGUUGGGAGCACAGUACCCAGUGUACAGCCCUGCCUGCUGUGGGCGGUUGCAUGCAACAAGCUCCACAGCUUUUAAUUUCCAGUCUCUGAAAGUGAGCAUUAAAAAUAGACCUUGAUGGCAGUAUGUUUAGCUCCUGUGGUCAGUCACAAAUGCUCCCUCCCGCCCCAGCCUCAUCCAGUAAUCCAUCCCUCCCCAGACAGAGUCUAAACUACUACAAUGCAGGAAUAAAUAGGGCCCUAAUGUUUCACUAAGGAAAAAUUCCUGAUAUCCUUUUCCUUUAAUAAUUUUGUUGCUUGUUCCUGACUGUAUUGGUAUGAGAAAAGUUGCUAUGGUUAAGUAAUCCUGAUUUUAUACGCAUGGCUGAUGCAUUGUGCCCUGAUUCCUUUGACUAGUCUUAUAAAAUGAAAUUAAAUAAUCCUCAUCUUUGAGAAAUGACUCCUUCUGCUACAGGUCUCUCUGCAUCAGAGAUGUUCCCCCAGUCACUAGAAAGGUUAAACAUUCAUGAAUUGCCCAUGCAAUAACCACUCUGAAUCUUGCCCUCCUCUUCCCUUUGUGAGCGUCUGAAAUCUCAGAGGUAGAACAGCAAGAGAGCUAAAUACUGGCUUCAUAUUUCCUAAUGCACUUUGUGGGCUGAGCUGAAGAACCGCUGGGGCCAGCUCAUGGAGUGUGCUGCCGGGAGUUAAGUUCCCCUGUGCCUGGGAUGAGGUUCCCCUGAAGUACUGGACAGAGUCAGACUCCCCUGUACCUACAGUGGGAACAGACACCUCCACUCUGAGGAGCAAACUAAGAUGAGGCCAGCGCUUGUGCUCAGGGCUGGGAUUAGGUUGAGAAGAGGGAUCAUCCUUUCAGAGGGGCAACUUGGCAGCCUGUCCUUGUGCACCUGUGAAUCGUGAGAGUCAGUGCAACUUGGUGAGGCCCAAACCCUCUAAAGAGCUGUGCUUGCCUACCUAUACCAUGUCUGCUCUGGAGAUCAUUCCUCCAGAGAAAAACCGUGCAAAGGGAAGGACAUGAAUAUCUUUCAGCUCUAACUUCCAAAUACAAUUUUGUCUUUUUAACUUAAUCAAAACUCCACUGUCCAAUUGUGGCUGGACAGUGGCUCCUCUUCUUGCAAACUCCACUGCUAAACAUAUCAAGAUAGGACUAUAGAACAACAGCAGGUUUUUAAACAGUCAGGUGAAUCUGUUUUUCUCUCCCUCUGUCUCUGCAUUUCCUGUAAAUAUUUGUUUGUGUGUUGGCUGUACAAACACCAAUGGAUCCUUGGUUCACCCUGGUGGUCAAAAAAUGAGUUUUGCAGUGUCCAGGCCUCCAUCAGAACACAGUGCUUGCACAAAGCUAGUUAGCAUGUUUGUCUGCACUUUGUGGUGGUUUUUAAUAUUUUAUACAUCCUAAUCAAGAACAUUUUAGAUCAUUUGAAAGGUCUAGAUUGCAUGAUCUGGAGCAGCCAUUGGUUCCAUUUUUUAACAGUUGAUCCUACAACAUUCACCACCGCCUUCUUUGGUUAAAACUUUAAAAAUGAAUUUUUGAUUAACUGUUUACAUCAGAUGCUGAUGGAUAAGAAGCAUUGCAUAAUUUAAUCUCAUAUGUAAAAAUGUGAAAAGCCACAACAUGGCUCUCAGGAGUUGGAACUGUUACCAUCUGCAAUAAAAAGAAGUCUCUAAGUAUACCGUGAAAUGGCCUGUAUAUAAUUCAUGGGAGAAAUCACUUCCUCUUUGGCUGAUGGACGAUAACAGAGAUUAGACGCUUUCUGAAUGUUCCUGCUUUUGGAGAUGCUUAGAACGGUGCUAUAUAGGCAGUGGAAUUGAACAGACAAGGAUGUCAUGAAAGGUGUAGAUGUGAAGGAGAAAAUGCCAUGUUAUGAUGGCACUGCAGUAAUUGAAAUAAUUUUCUCUCUUGUAUGUGUGUGUGUGUGUGUGUGUGUGUGUGUGUGUGUGUGUGUGUGUGUGUGUGUGUGUGUGUGUGUGUGUGUGUGUGUGUGUGUGUGUGAAGUGCAGUCCAGUUGAAGGGAUUUGCUUUGGCAUCUUCCCCUUGGGAUGUGAGUGAACUCUGAUAUUCAGACUGUUCAAGGCUUUUAUAGUUGGUGAGUGUGGAGUGUUAACAGGAAAGUGUGUACCCUACAUGUAUAAAACACCCAGCCUGUUUUCCUUGGUUUGGUUGUGUUUUAAUUUUUGUUUAUUAUGCACACUUGCUUUGUUGGUGUUGAGAUUUUAGCACCUCAGGUGGCCAACUGAACUAAAAAAUAAAGUCAUUCAUUAUUUUUUUCUUUU
This is a messenger RNA of Gopherus evgoodei (Goodes thornscrub tortoise), 14083 nucleotides long. It is a transcript of the gene MICAL3, whose product is annotated as microtubule associated monooxygenase, calponin and LIM domain containing 3. NCBI's taxonomy places the organism in Eukaryota, Metazoa, Chordata, Testudines, Testudinidae. Gene Ontology annotation, molecular function: FAD binding; protein binding. The record is from RefSeq and is a predicted model, not a curated record. The transcript has 41 exons. The coding region runs from base 1 to 6651 and encodes 2216 amino acids.